AUCGCAUUUGACCGUUUUUUUUGGCCCUCUACUUCACCGUCCGCAUCCUGAAACAAUACCGUCCAACCCGGGCCGUCGUCGCCUUCGACGUCCCUGUCAUGGCCUGCCUGAUUUGUCCAGAUAGAGGAAAAGAACAAUGAGAAAGAUUUAGUGACUAUGCCCUGAGCUGCUGUCAUUCCUGCUUUUCUGUCACUCCCUCCUUUCGUUUCUAGUCGAUCGUUUCAGCUGCCAUCGUGCUCUCGGCGCUAUCACUCUUUUACGCGCCUGUGGCCUCAUAACCUGAAAGUCUCUCUUUCUUGCAAUUAUACCAGACGUUUAUGCAGUCUAUAUCUUUAAAGCCUUCGGCCUUGGAUCCAGCAAACUUGCAUUGCGCUAUUCGGCCUGCGGGCUUGGCGACAUGUCCAUGCCUAGUGCUUGUCUGCUUCUUCAGAAUACCAGGUGCACCAGGUUCCCACAAGAGUCCAGCAUUGCUGUGCCCUCGGGGGCACCUUCGGCAAUAACCAGCUUGUCAUGGCCGGCAGCAGGAACUCACAUCGCCGUCCCGAACACGGAUGCUUCGUCGUUGAUCGACAAUGAGACUGUCCCAGCAUAUGAUCCGAUUGCAACCCGCACACAUUCUCAAAAUUCACUUGAAUAUCCUGCGCAGACCGCAGCAACGCGGCUGUCGCAGGCUCCAGCCGCGAUUUCUACAGAUAUGCUUCCCAGUUCCGUCGCAACCACCGCGACAACAGAUAGUCUUAGUGCUUUCACAACCUCAUACCUUCCUAGUGUUCAACAUGAACACGUCCCACUGUCUUCGCAAACGAGCACCCAAACUCCGAGUCUCAGCUCCAGCCAACUCGUGCAACCAUCGUCGACGGAGCACUCUGAGUACUUGCUUGGUGCAGCCAGCCUCAUCACAUCAGCGCCCCAGACGUCUUUAGCAAUCAGUACUGCAUCGACAGCCAUACCUACCACGACGGAUGUGACUUCCAGCAACCACACCACUUCAGCAGAUCCCGUAGAUUUCCCCCACGACUCUAGCUCCAACACCCCCUUACGUACCAUCUUGGGCAGUGUGCUAGGUGGACUGGCCUUCGUGGCGCUCGCUUUAGUCUUAGGUUAUUACUUCAUGAGCUCGAAGCGACGCACUGGUCGAGGCUCGCCGAGCCUCGGCACAGGUGAGGAAGGUUUUACGGCGGAAAAGAUACCUACUGUGGCACUCCCAGGUGGUGCUUCUUGUCCAGGGUACCAAUCGCGCCGGUCCUUUCUUUCCGAAUCCUCCUCUUCUGUCCGCUCACUCCCCAUUCACGUGGCCAGAGUCCCCGUCUCCAAACCCGAAUACACCUACUACGACCCCCGCUCUUCCGCCAUCCCCCGCGCUGCAAACGCUAAUCCAUUCGUCGAGCCCCUCGAAUUCACCUACAAGUCGACGUCAUCCCGUGGAACGACCGUUCAAUGCGACCGAGUGAUGCGCAACCCUUUCGCCGACCCCUAUCCCAGCCCGGGAAUCGUAUCGCCCACCACCUCCACCUCCACCUCCACCCACCUGCGCCGAUCGCAGAUGUCCCAGCAGCAACGCCCCGUGUCCAUUGCCUGGGGUGGCUCCGUCUACAGCGGCGGCGACGUCAGCCUGGGCAGCACGCUCAUCCUCCCGAAUGGCCGCAGCAGUGCCGGAAGCAGUCUCCUCAACCGCCUCAGCUACCCGUUCACCGUCAACGAGCUCUCGGACGCCGGGGGUGGCGAGGGGUAUUAUGAUCCGGGCGCGCGGGUCAGCACGCGCAGCGACCCAUUCGAUCUGGAAUAUCCAGUCAAGGCGGCGGUCAUGCAUCGUCGCAGUUCGACGACCAUCCCGCUCGCGCAGGUGUAGUACUCAGUAAGAUCUGAUUCUCGGGGAUUCCGUAUGACUGGAUGUGUAUAAUGAUAUGACCGAACCG
Messenger RNA from Aspergillus fijiensis CBS 313.89, 1916 nucleotides. RefSeq lists its product as uncharacterized. Lineage: Eukaryota; Fungi; Ascomycota; Eurotiomycetes; Eurotiales; Aspergillaceae. The transcript has a single exon. The coding region runs from base 398 to 1849 and encodes 483 amino acids. The record is from RefSeq and is a predicted model, not a curated record.